AAAUGAAAUCUUCCCUUUUCACUCACUGCCCAUCAGACACUGAGCAUAAUAUGUAAAAAAUUCAUCGGUUACGUAUUUCAGGCGCUGCUCUAUAUGCCGGGUUAUACGUGUGGAUAAAACAGACAAAGAAACUGCUGCAGAAGGAAAUGGGAAAGCGGAGGGAAAGAAAAUGAGAAAGGUGUUUGUCUGUAUGUACGGCUGUUUCUGUGAAUACAUGUGGCUGAUAUGAAGAUGAUGGUCCUGAGGGGAGCCCAGGGAGGAGAAGCUUGGAGCCUUUCCAUUGUUCUUCUGUGAGAGAGUUGCAGAAGUUUUCAGUUCUUUGGCCGCAAAGAAAAGAGGACGCGGAAGACGAUGUGGAGGCUCUGCAAGUUCUUGCUGUUCAUGGUGAGCUUGGGAGUGGGAGGAGUGUCUGGUGCUGAUCGGUAUAACCGGCAUGACUUCCCUUCUGGGUUUGUAUUUGGGGCAGGAACCUCUGCUUAUCAGGUCGAAGGUGCAGCGAAAGAAGAUGGAAGGACUCUGAGUAUAUUCGACACUUAUGCCCAUUCGGGGAUUACUCGUGGAGCAAAUGGAGAUGUUGCGUGCGAUCAGUAUCACCAAUAUAAGGAAGAUGUCCAACUCAUGGCGGAUACGGGAUUAGAAGCAUACAGAUUUUCAAUCUCGUGGUCGAGACUAAUCCCGAACGGGCGGGGACCUAUCAACCCAAGAGGCUUGCAGUACUACAACAACCUCAUCAAUGAGCUAAUCAGCCAUGGGAUUGAACCUCAUGUGACAUUACACCACUUCGAUCUCCCACAGGCACUGGAGGAUGAAUAUGGAGGAUGGACAAGUCGAAAGAUCAAGAGGGACUUCGCGGCAUACGCAGAUGUCUGCUUCAGAGAGUUCGGGAACAGGGUUCGGCAUUGGACGACUUUCAAUGAGGCGAACAUAUUUGUGCUAAUGGGCUAUGAUUACGGCUUUUUACCACCCCAGCGGUGUUCGCCCCCGUUUGGGGUCUUUAACUGCCAAAGGGGAAACUCCUCGACCGAACCAUACUUGGCUGCUCAUAACAUCCUGCUAGCUCAUGCUUCAGCUUCAAGGUUGUACCGGACAAAAUACCAGAACACACAAAAGGGAUAUAUAGGAUUCAACCUUUUGGCUUUCUAUUUCACUCCUUUAACCAACACGACUGAAGACAUCGUUGCUACACAAAGGGCGAACGAUUUCUAUCUUGGAUGGUUUGCGGAUCCUCUCAUGUACGGGGACUAUCCUGAGAUAAUGAAGAAGAAUGUUGGAUCGAGACUCCCUUCCUUCAAUCGUAUCGAGUCAAGAUUGGUCAAAGGCUCGACUGAUUUUUUAGCGGUAAACUUCUAUUUUGCGGCGAAAGUGAAGGACAGUCCCUGGAGUCUGGACAUCCAACUGAGGGACUAUAACGCAGACAUAGCGGUCAAACUGGAUUUUUCACUGAAGAAUGUAACACAGUUUGAGUAUCCGGUUACUCCGUGGGCCUUACAAGGUGUGCUGGAAUAUUUCAAGCAGAAGUACGGGAACCCGCCUAUGUACAUCCAUGAGAGUGGUCAGCGAAUGCAGAGGAACUCAACAUUGGAGGAUCUGCCUAGGGUGACAUGCCUGCAAGAAUACAUCGGUGCUGUCCUUGACAGUCUUAGGAAUGGUUCGGACACAAAAGGCUACUUUACCUGGUCCUUCCUAGAUGUUUUUGAGGUAUUGGAUGGAUAUGACUCAGGUUAUGGUUUGUAUUACGUGGAUCUCGAUGACCCUGAUCGGACGAGAUACCCAAAGCUCUCGGCCAAAUGGUACUCCCACUUCCUGAAAGGGGGAAGUGUAGGCCCAGACUCAGGCAGCAUCAUCGACAUAACCCGGGAAUAUUUAACUUCUGUCUCUCCCAAUGAGGCACUGAUCGAGUGAAUUCUCUUUCUUCAGUUCGAUCGCAUUUACGGUUGCAUAUCAUUCCUAGCAACAGAUUUAAGACUGUAUUUUGGUUUGUAGUUCAAAAAUGAUUAAUCUUGGAAGUACUCUUUUCUUCUAUAUGAUCAAUUAUCGAUUAACUGAUCAA
Messenger RNA from Punica granatum (pomegranate), 2050 nucleotides. The record is from RefSeq and is a predicted model, not a curated record. Lineage: Eukaryota; Viridiplantae; Streptophyta; Magnoliopsida; Myrtales; Lythraceae.